This is a messenger RNA of Cavia porcellus (domestic guinea pig), 3288 nucleotides long. RefSeq names its product CEA cell adhesion molecule 19 (gene Ceacam19). The transcript has 7 exons. NCBI's taxonomy places the organism in Eukaryota, Metazoa, Chordata, Mammalia, Rodentia, Caviidae. The record is from RefSeq and is a predicted model, not a curated record. The coding region runs from base 400 to 1239 and encodes 279 amino acids.
GCCCCUUCUACCUUCCCUCCCAGAAGAUGUGCCUGUAUCCCUAGGCCUCAGUCUCCCCAUUUGUGCAAUGGGCACAGCUGUGCAGUGCUGCCCCACAAGUUGUAUGACAGAGGAUGGCUUAACCAGAAGCCACGGUGACAGUCAUGCCGGGUGGGAAGAAGAGGUUAAGGGGACCAAGGAGGAGCCUGGGAAAGCGGGUGGGCAAGUCCCCAGUCACUUGGGAAACUGGUUCAGCUAGUGUCUGCACUGCCACCCGCCGGCACACAAGUCAGGCUGUGAAAAGGGACAUGAGGCUGGGCCGGCUGACUCUGUCCUGGGGACACUGUCCCCAGGACCUCCACUGAGCUGGGCUGCUUCAGAGAGCCAGGGCUGGCGCUCUGGCCCCCUCGGUGCCAGGCCAUGGCCAGAGGACCUGAGAUGGAGACCCCUGCGGGAACCCUGGGCUGCUUCUCAGCGGGGCUCCUGCUGUCUGCCUCAGUCCUGGCACUCUGGCUGCCCCACGGCACCCAGGCAGCUCUCCGCAUCCAGAAGAUUCCAGAGCAUCCUCAAAAGAACCAGGACCUCCUCCUGUCCGUCCAGGGCGUCCCCAGCACCUUCCAGGACUUCAUGUGGUACCUGGGGGAGGAGGCCGACGGGGGCACAAGGCUGUUCACCUACAUCCCCGGGCUCCAGCGGCCCCAGCGGGACGGCAGCGCCAUGGGGCAGCGCGACAUUGUGGGCUUCCCCAACGGCUCCAUGCUGCUGCGGCGGGCCCAGCCUUCAGACAGCGGCACCUACCAGGUGGCCAUCGCCGUCAACCCCGCCUGGACCUUGCGGGCCAAGACCAAGGUCCGGGUGGCCAAGAGGCAGGAGGACCUGCCCACCGCCACCACACACCUAUCCAUGAGCCCGGGCGUCAUGGUGGCCGCCAUUGUGGGGCCUCUGGCCGCUGGGGCCCUGCUCGUGAGCAGCAUCACCUGCCUCCUGGUUUUGAGAGACCGCAGGGGCCCAAGCUCCAGGGCGACGACCACAGGGAAGCCGGAGCUGAGCCCCCACCCUGACCCUGGUGACAACAUUUAUGAAGUAAUGCCAUCUCGGCACCCCCUGGGGUCCCCUGCCAGUGACGCGGGGCCCGUGAACUCAGCCACGCCCCCCAGCGUGCCCCCGCCCCUGCCACCAGAGCCGGAGAAUCACCACUACCAGGACCUGCUGAACCCCGACUCUGCCCCUUACUGCCAGCUGGUGCCCACGUCUUCCUGAGGGCGCCCGGGAGCCGGGCCUUCCUGGGCCGGGGGUAACACUGCAGAAAACACCCGCAGGACGAGGCCAUGAGGCUCCAGUGAGGUAGAUGGGGCCACACACCCUGCGCUGGCUAGCACAGGGCAGGGCAGGGACAGGCCCAGCUCCUCACGUGGCCUUGUGUCUGCAGAAGCCAGCACCGCCUCCGCUGGGCCAUAGCCCCAUCCGGAUAUCCUGGGGCCCUCGGUGGCCUCAUGGGCACCCACGUGCCAGGCUCCCAGCUCUUUAUCCUCAGCAUCCCAACCCACUCCACUGGGGUCAGGUGGCCCCCACCACAGAAUCUGCUGCCGACUUCUGGGUAUCGGCACCCCGCCCAUCCCAACCUCUCAGGGCAGCAGCUGAUCCCAGCCCAAGCGUGGCUCAGCUUUUCACUCCAACUCCCUCACUCACUCAGCAAUAAAUGAGCUCUUGCUGUAUGCAGGCACCAUGGAGGCCUUUGAAGCUGGGGCAGGAAACAGCACAUGCAAACUCCUACUCACCCGGAGGAACUCUGGGGCACAAGAGAGAAUUCAAAAAAUGAAACAACUACCUGGCAACUGCCCCAAGGAAAAUCGAGAAGGGAGGAGGACCUAGAGAUUGGGAAUUGGGAGAGCAGAGAAGGCCUCACCAAGGUGACAAAUAAGCAGAAAUCUGAAGGAGGAAAAGAGGGCCCCGGGGUGGUCCUAGAGAGAGAGCAUCCCACCCACAGAGCAGCAGGGAGACGGUGCGGUGGAAGCAGAGAGAGGGAAGGGAAAAGGAAGGGAAACGAGGUUGCAGAGAUGGGAGGGGCGGAUCGUGCAGGGCCAUGUCAGACGCAAGCCUGCAGUCCCAGCAGUUGGGAGGCUGACGCAGGAGGAUCCCAAAUAGCAAUUUGGAGAGACCUUGUCUCAAAAUUGAAAAGCUGAAAAUGAGCUGAGGUUGUGGCUCAGUGGGAAGGCCCUGGGUCCAAUCCUCGUACUGAAAAAACAAAAAGGAGUUCUGUAGGGUGAGAAGGCUGUGUAACCAGACGAUGUCACUCAAAGCUGUCUACAUCCUAAUCGCGGCUGAACGUCACCUCAGAUGACAAAAGACAGCAGCCACGCUUACACCCAGGAUCUGGAGAUGGGAGGCGACCCUGAGUUUCCCGGGGUGCCCGGGGUCCCCCCAUAUGUCAUCAUAGACCCCUUGGAGAGGGACAAGGGGAGAGUCAGGCCGGAAGGAGCUGUGAGCACGGCAGGGGCAGAGCUGGCAGGAUGCGCGUCCCGGAGGCGGGAUACACUUGCUGGAGACCCAGGAGUGAGGGUUAAGCCUCGGAGCACAGGGAGUGCUGGAAAAGCAGACACACAGAGCUCAGGAUGAGCACAGCCGAGGCAGCCAAGGACACGGGCUGCUGACACCCGUUCCAGAGCAACAGAGCCGCUGACCUCAGAGAGCAGAGUCCUCUUCACUGGCACAGUUUACACUUAGAGAAGUCUUUGAACGGACUCCCAAGGUCCUGUUCAGUUCCUGAGCUGCCUCUGUAUCCCCCCCUGUGGCUGAUUAAAAACACGUGGGGUUCUGGUGUUCUUUGUCUCAACCCCCAGGGAAUCACGAAUUCCGUGUGAGGGUUUUGACCUUCCUGGAGCCCUGAAAUCAUACACUUCACUCAUUUAGGAGGUUGCCUCAUCAGUCCGAGAUGGCACAGGCCAGUCCCCUACCCCACCCGGGCAGAGCAGCGGUGCCACAGGAGACAGUUCCCAUCAGCCCUUGAGAGCUGUGAUGACACAGAGCCCUCUCGAAGCAGAAAAGGCAAGGACACAGCUUCUCCCCUCAAGCCACCAGCAAGCUCCCAGCCCCGCCAACACCUUCACUCCAGAAACCCACUCUAGUUUGUUUUGGUUUUGUUUGCGAGAUAGGAUCUGUGUAGCUCAGGCCGGCCUCAAAAUCUUGGCGAUCUUCCUGCCUCAGCCUCCCGAGUGCUAAGAUUACAGGUGUCCAACACCAAGCCCAGCGAGAUUACUUUAGGCUCUGGACCACCUGAGCUGUAAAAUAAUAAACGUGUGUUGGCUUAAA